ACUGUGCUGCGGCAUAGCCAGCCACAGCUGUGCCCUCCUCGACAGCGCUCACAGUCAGCAGCGACUGGUCCCGCAAACCGAACGCAAGGCCUUUUCCAUCUCUCGCCAGAUAUCGGCUAGUAUUUAUAUGUGUAUGAUGCUGGGUAGUUAGAAUAUUGCCGUAUACCUACGUGUAAGAAGAUGUCUCCAAAAAUGUCCAUAUAUCGUUAACUCUUCUCAAAAUCAAUGACAAAUCGUGGGAAAUAUCUUGCUUUAAUGGAAACUGAAGUAUUCAAUGCUCGCUAUUCCAGCAGUUCUUGGUAGCUUGCUUGCUAGCUUGGGCUAACCAACAAGCCAGCAGAUUGUUUUCAAAAGUGUCGAAUUUGUCGCUGCCUCCGAAGGCCAUUGGUCUGCAAUGGGAAUUCUUUUUACGAAGUUAUGGAGGCUUUUUAAUCACCAAGAGCACAAGGUCAUUAUUGUGGGCCUGGACAAUGCGGGGAAGACGACCAUUCUUUAUCAGUUCUCAAUGAACGAGGUAGUGCACACGUCGCCAACAAUAGGCAGCAACGUGGAAGAGAUCGUGGUCAACAACACCCACUUCCUCAUGUGGGACAUCGGGGGUCAGGAGUCCCUGCGCUCGUCCUGGAACACCUACUACACAAACACAGAGUUUGUGAUCGUGGUGGUUGACAGCACAGACAGAGAGCGGAUCUCUGUGACCAGAGAAGAGCUGUACAGAAUGCUUGCACAUGAAGACCUGAAGAAGGCUGGCUUGUUGAUCUUCGCCAAUAAACAGGACGUGAAGGGUUGCAUGACGGUGGCGGAGAUCUCCCAGAGCCUGCAGCUCACCUCGGUGAAGGACCACCAGUGGCACAUCCAGGCCUGCUGUGCCCUCACUGGAGAGGGGUUAUGUCAGGGCCUGGAGUGGAUGAUGUCCCGGCUGCGAGUGAGAUGACCUCUGACCCCUAGCGUGCAGUGGGUUCACUCUCUGAUUUACAGGCGUGACGGGGGCCGGCUGCUGCUCAGCUCACUGUGAAGGUGACCCGGUGAUGUCACCAGGACUCAUGGUUUUAUUUAUUUACAGAUCACUGCUAAGAACUGCAAACAACCACACCGCCACACAACAAAAACAAAACCCAAAUCCUUGGACUUUCAGGAUCAAUGAAUUCACACCAACCCAAUCCCAAUGUUUUAUUUUAUGAUUUUUUUUUUUGGUUUUGUUUUGAUUUUGGUCUUGAUUAUGUUUCUUUCCGUUUCCUGCACGGUUUACCCUGUCAUAAAGAUAGGAGAGGGGAAAAUGAGAAUGGAUCCAACAGUAGAUGCAGGGGAGAGCUGUGAAGAGGACUCCAAGUUGAGUGAACAUGUCCGUCUGGAGUGGCCUUGCAGUGCUGCCAGCCUGCUGGAGAUUGUGUUGCCCUGUGUGUACAGUCCAGUAUUUGCAUUAACCUUGUGCCUGCCUCAGAGCCCAUUGGCAUAAAGGGCUGAAGAGACAAGCUCAGAGCCAAGAGGGGAAUCUCCUUCUCUGCUCAUGUAAAAUACAGUGAAAUAAAGUGUUUUUAUCUGUCA
Molecule: messenger RNA, 1545 nt
Organism: Clupea harengus (Atlantic herring)
Lineage: Eukaryota; Metazoa; Chordata; Actinopteri; Clupeiformes; Clupeidae
Gene: arl5a
Product: ARF like GTPase 5A
Molecular function (GO): GTP binding; GTPase activity
Source: RefSeq, a predicted model, not a curated record